ACCGUGCGGGUGGAGACGAGAGCCGGAGAGCCGGAGAGCCGCGGAGGCGUUUUUCCUGGGCCCGGCUCUCUCCGGCUACCAUGGCGUUUGCAAAGAGUCACCGGGAUCCCUAUGCGACCUCCGUGGGCCACCUUAUAGAAAAGGCCACAUUUGCUGGAGUUCAGACUGAAGAUUGGGGCCAGUUCAUGCACAUUUGUGACAUAAUUAAUACGGCCAACGAUGGGCCAAAAGAUGCAGUAAAAGCUUUGAAGAAAAGGAUUUCCAAAAACUACAAUCAUAAAGAAAUUGAACUUACCUUAUCACUUAUUGACAUGUGCAUGCAGAACUGUGGUCCAAGUUUCCAAUCUCUGAUUGUGAAGAAGGAAUUCAUUAAAGAUAGUCUAGUUAAGCUGCUGAAUCCCAAAUACAACUUGCCAUUAAACAUUCAGAAUAGAAUUUUGAAUUUUAUUAAGACGUGGUCACAGGGUUUCCCCGGAGGUGUGGAUGUAAGUGAAGUGAAAGAAGUGUACCUCGACCUGCUUAAGAAAGGGGUUCACUUUCCUCCCUCAGACUCAGAGGCUGAAACAACAGAACGAGAGAUGACUCAGGUCUCAUCAAAUCCACCAACAUGUGUUCCUAGUGCACCAGCUCUUUCUUCUGUAAUUGUUCCCAAGAACAUGACUAUUACGAUGGUCCCAGAACAGAUUGGAAAAUUGCUCAGCGAGUUGGAUAUGGUGAAGAUGAAUGUGAAAGUGAUGUCCACCAUAUUGAUGGAGAAUAUUCCUGGAGCUGAAAACCGUGAAGACAUAGAGCUUCUGCAGAAACUUUAUAAGACAUGUCGAGAGAUGCAGGAGCGGAUCAUGGACCUGCUCGUGGUGGUGGAGAAUGAAGACGUGACAGUUGAGCUCAUUCAAGUGAACGAGGAUUUGAAUAAUGCCAUCCUCGGAUAUGAGAGGUUUACUCGAAACCAACAAAGGAUUUUGGAGCAAAAUAAUCAGAGGAAAAAUGCCAAUACUACCAGUGAACCUUCUGCCCCAUCCUGUGAACUCGUUGACCUAAGCCCCAGCCCUCCGAAUCACAGGGCCUCCCUGGAAGAGCUCAACGCCAUGAAUACUCAGCUUUCAGGCUUAAGUUUCAGCUCCCCACGUCCUGUUACAACGAACAACUUGCAACACAGUCUUCAUCCGCAGGUGGAUUUGCUAGCUUUGGAAAAUACAGGAACAGCCAUGUCUGCCCAAAGGACCAGCCAAACCCCCGCCUCAGAUCAUACAUACGAGAGCCUUCCAGACUACUCAAAUGCAACGUUACUACAUCCGGUGAGUCUACAGACCACUCCGACCACACCAUCAAACCAGAGACGGCCAGCCUUGCCCAGCAAUCAUCCAGCGAUGACAAAGAGUGAUCUCCAGCCACCCAAUUACUACGAGGUAAUGGAGUUUGAUCCCUUAGCUCCUGCUGUCACAACAGAAGCCACGUAUGAAGAAAUUGAUGUUCAUCACCACAAAGGCACUCACAAUCGUAGUGGCUGUUGAGGUGAAAGUCAACAACCAGCUCACCAACUGCAUUAGGAGCAACAACGCUCUAAAAGGUAGACCUUGUCCAGCUUUGGAGCCCAGAAGACCAGACUAACCAACACAUCAAAACCAUGGUGGAACACUUCUCCUCUGCAAUAGUGAGAUUUAAACAGAAGAGUGCAGUUCAAGCUUUAUCUCAAAAGAACUUGGUUUUAACAUAUACUCACUUAAAACUUCAAUAGGAGAAAAAUUUAUUUUACUGAGGCCAACCAGGUUAAUUGGAGCAUCUUAUGUUUCACAGGCUUUCCUACCUUUAGAAAUCCUCACAUGGCUGUGAUGAAAGUAGAUGAAUAUUUUUUAUUACAAAAUAAUUCUGAAUAGAUGUAAGCACGAAAUGUGAGAAACUAAAUAUAUUAUUCAAGGAGAAUAGUGAGUGCCUUCAUUCAACUGAAGUUAAACAUAAGUCUAUUUGCACUUCUUUAU
Pteronotus mesoamericanus is the source of this 1976-nucleotide messenger RNA. It is a transcript of the gene TOM1L1, whose product is annotated as target of myb1 like 1 membrane trafficking protein. The transcript is spliced from 16 exons. Gene Ontology annotation, molecular function: ubiquitin binding; phosphatidylinositol binding; clathrin binding. Bases 81 to 1511 code for a protein of 476 amino acids. Gene Ontology annotation, cellular component: membrane; endosome. The record is from RefSeq and is a predicted model, not a curated record. Lineage: Eukaryota; Metazoa; Chordata; Mammalia; Chiroptera; Mormoopidae. Gene Ontology annotation, biological process: signal transduction.